AUGGCGAAACGAAGUUUCGAGGCUGCAAUCGCAGAUCUAGAACGAACGAAUGGUCCUCCAGAGGAGAUUUUGACGAAAGCCGCCGAUAUCCUCGGUCUCAAUCUUCAAGAAUAUCUGGAAACUUGCUGUACCGAGGUGAGGUUUAAGACCACUUCACAGUCUCCUGGUUUUAAAGAGCGUUGGCUCCUUCGCUGGCUCCUGAAGAACCUAAAUACUUCCGAUCCCAAAGGUGGAGCGCCGAAGACGGUAAGGAACAAUGCUCAAAAAUUUGUUUCUCUUCCACAGUUCUGGGCGCUUCUUCUGGCAGUGACAUCUCGCAUUACAGAUGAAGUCUGUCUGGAGAUCCUCUUGGAGCGAAAGUUCUUCCAUGCUCUAGACGAGUCGAUCAAACUCUGUCUCACCCCCGAGCAGUCUGGGUCAGCCUCCCAAAUAUCUUCGCCCGCAGACCUUGACCCCAAGGAGCGCCCGUCGAAGAAAAGACGGCUAAGUCCUCCAGCACCCAAGGAGCAGACAGGCCCAUCUCACCGGACGAAACUCAUUUGGCCCCUUCUGCAGGCUGCCUGCCGCUGUGUUGGUCUUCUGGCUGUGACGUCCUCACAGAGACAAAGAAGGGUUGCUCCGACAUGGACCGCAUCGUGGAGCGAUCAAGCGUCGUUACUUGGCGGGUUACUCGAUGCUGUUGCAUUCCUGCUAAGAAAUGCUUCCCAAGCAGCGGAGCAAGUGUUGUUAUCCCAACUACUCAGCACCGCGUUAUCCUUUUGGAAAGGUGACAACACAGCCGUCCGAACUCAGACUGACGAUCCAAAUCAAGCGUUUGCCUCUCACUGUCUAGAGCCAGUCUUGGUCAUUCUCGAUUUCCUCCGCAAAGCGCACCUGAAUAACAAAGAACUUGUUUCUUCGAAGACCACAAUGGAAAGAUUGGUCGCAAUGCAUGUUGUAUUCCCGUUCCGCGCGAUCUUCAACGAACGAUAUGCCAAAAAAUGGAGAAAUGUCCAUGACGUCCUAUUGUACGAUCAUUUGGAAAGCAUGCUCAAAGGCUUCAGGGAACGCAUCAUGGUUCUUGGAGACGGUCUGGCACGGACCCCAAAUCGAACUAUUUCAGCUACUCAACGGAAUCUGUCGUGGAUGAUACUUGAUAUUGCUGUGCGCUCGGUUCCGGCUUCUGAUCUACGAAAACGACAACAGGAGCAACCAUGGCUUGAUUCCUUGUUCAUAUGUGUCAUCCAUCUGCUGUGGCCUCAUAUCCCUCAAGUUACUGCUACUGGUGCCGUACACCAGGACGUCUCCAACAACCCAGCCCCUGGUAACCGAGAGAGCUGGGUGGCAGCCCUGGAAAAAUUGGUCGACGUUGCACUAGCGCUGAAAUUAAAGGUUUCAUUGUCUGUUCUAGGAUAUGUCCUCUCGGGCAUGUUCGCAGUGGACGAAGAAACUUGUCCGUGGAUUCUUCUGGCCAAGAUCAUUCGAUUGGAUGUCAACAUAAUAGUGCCCAGCACCGGCUUGUCCAACUCCGGGCAGCUGUUGAAACAACUCUUGCAGAGAAUCGAGUCCAGUACUGUCUCGAUGGAACUGUAUGAGGUCAUCCGGGACGAUAUUGUUCUUGCCUUGUUACGGGCCUUUGCCAGGGCUCGAGCUCUAGACGGGUUUGUCACCAUCUGGCAACAAAACAUGUCAGAAGCAAUACGGGUACGUUACACGUCCAAGGAUGAUCCCGAUACUGUUCCUGCUGUGCUUGUAUGGGACGAUGAGGAUGUAUUUGAUGAAUUCAAAUCCCUGGCCUUAGUGCAUGCGCCACCAACAAUGAGUCAGAGGCUACUGCAGGAGCUUUCCGAGCAGCUGAAGGGCAUUGCUGAAAAGAUUGGAUCUACGGCCGAUGCCUUUGCCAAGCUGGCUGUAGUUUCGGCGCUCUUGGAGCUCUCUGGCACCGAGGAUGCAGGUUUAAACCUCCCUGCCACACAUCUGAGCGACCUGUUCCAAGAAACAAUGAGCGCCUUGCCCCGAAGAUCCGACUACCAAGCUCAACGGUGGCGACUCUGGAAAGCCAUCCGGUUGCUUGUUUCCCUGCUUGACUUGGAGAAGAUUUCUGGCCUCGAGAGCCUGAUGCAGCCAAGCUACAAUUUUAUGUCACUGGACGAACUUGAGGACAGUGGAAAGCAUGACCCGACUCGUAAAAGGGCUGCCAGAUUUCUAGAGUGUCUGGAAUGCUUCACACUGGUUGUUGAGCUGGCUGUUAAACAACCCCAAUUCCAAAAGAAACUGGCAUCCGAGCUCAACCACCUGACGGAGCUGAUGAUGCAGUCUCAAACUUCAGCCAAAUCCUUCGCUCUUUGGAACGGUCGUAGCUUCGACUGCGACAGUCCCUCCAAGCUGGUGGCUGCCUGCAUUGGCCGUCUCCUCCAGCGACCAGAAGCCUUCUCUUCCUGCUCUGAUGCGCUCAAGGACCUCAUCGACAAGUCCUUAGAUCUGAUAUCGAGCCCGGGUCAUUCUAACACCACAUCUGAGGAUGAAAGGAACCUGGCAGCACUCAUGAAAGCUCUUGCAAACGCCGAAGAAGUGAUUAACAAUCCCACUCUGCGAGAAACGGUCCUCCAACAUACUGCACAAUCUUUGGAGUCUGCUGAUGGGAGACUCAGUCAAUCACAAUUACAAGUCAUUCCUUUGGGGGCAAUCAAGAAGCCGCUGCUCAGAAAGCUUGCGGCUGCAACCACAAGCCGCCUGAUGGGCGACCCUCAAAAUUCUACGCUUCAAGCGAUCGCAGAUGACCUGAACCUUGUGAUUCAGUUGGAUUCAGUUUCUUCCCGAACGAGCAUCGAUUGCAAGGAAUGGACAUUAUGGGUUGAGCUCUCCGAGAAGUUGCUCUCACGCAAAGACAUCGCACUGUCGCCGUUUUUGUGGCCUGUAGUCCACAUGCUAACCACAAUUGUGGACAGAAUCUUUGUUCAAGCCUCAGCUGCCCAAAAGUCUGCCGUCCUAUCAGACAUCUUUACCUGGACUAAGAAGGCGAUUGAGGCAGCUCAAGAUUCAGAACUUCAUCAUUCGGACUUCUUGGCCCUUCAGGUCUUUUUUGGCCACUUCUGUCAGGGAGAGGAGAUACUGGACAACAUCGUUACGAGGCAAAAAUUGGGAAAGGUUCAAAAAGGUUACUUACGGUUGUUGAAAGAUCGUCUCGACAGAGCUAUCCGCGGACUGGAAGACGAAAAGACAUUAUUCGAGCUGAAGCUCACGUUGGAUGCCGCACACCGCAUUGGCGAUCUCGCCAGAGACGAGCAAAUUCGACAAGAAGUCGCCGGCGUACAAAGAAUGCUUCAGACGGCAACAACCUCUCUUGGAGCGAAGGACGAAUGGCGAAUGAGACUAUCGGCUCAACGCGAGUGCUGGGAACUCGUGCCACUUCCAGACAGCAAGCCUGACGAGAAGCAAUUGGAAAUGAGUAUUCAGAAACUGGCGGCUUCUUUCGAUGGGGUGGUCUGGACCAAUGCGGAUGUCUCCCUCCUCCUGUUAGAUGCUGAUAUUGUGGUACGCCAGGGUGGCCCGGCGGCCUGGACUCACAUCUUCGACUUCCUCCACAAGCAGGACAAGCAUCCCGGGUUCCAGCUUGUGCGCCCGGUUGUUAUUGCAUCUAUCAUCUUACAUACUACAACCCAAGAUAUCCUCCAGCAUCCAGACCUGGCGGAGACACUGGCGGGCAUCGCUUGCUUGCAGAAUCUGAGCUUGGCAUCGACGCUGGAAGAAUUGGUUCUCACGCUUGAAAAUGCCCGCACGGUCUUGGACACACAUCCACUCGUUGUAAACCAAGCAACGCUGGACAGGCUACUCGCCUCGCUAUGCACCGUCGCCUCCGCCAUUUCAGACGAGCACAUUUCAAUAUCCAGCCCAGACACGAACACUGGCCCACACGCUGCCGACAUCUAUGACCGGCUCUGUGCGAUCGUCGGGUCCGUUCUUGCAAGACACAGACGACGUGUCUCUGACCGCUAUCACCUAAUACUUCCGGUCCUGCAGACUCUUCUACGAUGUCUUUUCUGGCCUGGUUCCCGAGGCCUGCACGAUACGAACGGGACGACAAUCGCCAUCGGUCUCGGCUCCUUUGGCCAGAUUCUACCAAAAUGGAUGCGCGAAUCGCCCGAGUCUCUGCCGCCGUCCUCUGCGGAGAAGUUCUCCCGUCUCUUGUCGUCGAUAUGCAACCCCACCGUGUCUGCGGCACGUUCGUCCAAGAGGAGGGGCCACAACGAACUGAACGACGAGACUAAGCGCGCGAAACUGCUCGCCGGUCAACACAUGCAGUACCUGGUGAUGGAGUAUGCUCGAUGUACACUUGACGGCCAGAUUUCUUCGUUGGUCAAGGAGCGGCUGAUGCCCGGCAUGUAUAGUGUCAUGUCGGCCAUGGAGAGGGAUCUGCUGAGGGCGUUAAAUGCCGGAAUGGAUCCCAGCAGCCGAGCUAUCUUCAAGACGCUGUACGAUGAUUGGAGUCGCUAUGGGAAGUGGGAUAAGAGCUAG
Messenger RNA from Capronia coronata CBS 617.96, 4494 nucleotides. RefSeq lists its product as uncharacterized. Gene Ontology annotation, biological process: ribosome biogenesis. Bases 1 to 4494 code for a protein of 1497 amino acids. Gene Ontology annotation, cellular component: nucleolus. NCBI's taxonomy places the organism in Eukaryota, Fungi, Ascomycota, Eurotiomycetes, Chaetothyriales, Herpotrichiellaceae. The transcript has 2 exons. The record is from RefSeq and is a predicted model, not a curated record.